GAAGUUUGGAGAGGUCAGUUUUGGCCAAAGUAAACAUGGCAAUUCGCAGAUCAUGGCAGACCAGAUGACCUUCUUCGACGAUGGCGAGCCACACGACUCGCUCCUCCAACGAGGCUGGUCUCUCGCCCUUACACCCGUUCGCAUCCUCACCUCCCGCACCGCGAUCAAAGCCUACCUGAGCACGAUCCUCUUCCUGGUAACCUCUACGAUCCUCCUCACGAUAUCCUCGACGGCAUUUGGCUUCUUCUAUUACAAAUAUAUCCCCCAGAUCAACCUUGAGCGCGUCUUGUACUUGCAAUAUGGCGCUGGACUACACCCGUACGCGACGACUGCGCUGGAUACGUCCGCCUUGAUAUCUCAGCAAGCAUACGAUGUGGAACUGAUACUGGAUAUGCCCAGGACACCUACCAAUCUCGAGGCCGGCAAUUUCAUGCUUGACCUCUCAUUGCUGGGACCGGGGGUUAAUGUGCGAAAUGUCGUCGAUCCGCUGUCGGCAUGGCUGAGCAAUAUCACGACGGACAAUGUCUACGAGCAUUCACGAAGACCAGCCAUUCUCCCGUAUUCAUCGCCAAUGCUGUCGCUUAGCCAUACACUUCUGCACUUGCCGUGGCAUGCCCUUGGGUUCCGUGACCUGGAUACUGUUCAUCUAAUUGUGCCAAUGUUCGAGAUGAUCUCCUUCCCGCGUGGAUCACGAAACCUACCGAGCCAUGCAAGACUGGAGUUGCAAUCGAGCAGUAUCAUGCAAGUCUAUAAUGUGAAGUUGGCCUUCCGCGCCAAGUUCCAGGGCAUGCGGUAUUGGAUAUAUAAUUACCGGGUGGUUGCUUUUGUCGUUUUCACCGUCUUGUUCUACGUGAUCAGCGUGACGAGUAUGGGUUUGGCUUGGGCUGCGAUUACGGUCGUCUGGUCGAAGAGAGAUGCCAGCGAAGAACGGAAAAGGAUCAAGCACGAGGAUGGUGGAGGUGCAAUUAAGCAAGAAGGGGACGCAGAAGAGAAACCUAGAGUCAAAGAGGAAGACGAAAUGGAGUCAUCUACGCACGGCUUGUCGCUGUCGAAUUUGUCAGAUACCGCAGCACAGUUUCCGAGUCGGGCAGGGCAGAUGCCGCUGAGGUUUCCUGGACGCCUUGCUACAGAUGCGGCGCCGGAUGAGGCUGUGGAACACCCCACACAACCCCUUGGACCUGACGAAGUAGCUGAUGAUGAAGAUGAAGAUGACGGAGCCGAAGAGAUCCGCGGAAAACCCUUUGAGGGUGACUCUGGCCUUGGUACAAGCAUGGAAAGUGAACACCGAAGUUCGGGCGUUGUAAGGAGGCGGAGCUCCAGGGGGUUGUCGAGCAGAUGAGAGAGAUUGUUUCGUUGGCAUCAUGGUUUCCAUGGAGCUUCAACGCAAAAAUGAAGGGCAGGGGCUCAUCAAGCAUGCAAAAUGCUGUCAACAAUUACCGCCAUUACCGCCAGGCGCUCGUCCUCCUGCUUCAUUCCCACGAGCUGAAUCGUCGUUGGAGCAUCCCUAUAAUCCUCCGGACCAGUAUACAUCGAGUAUACUUUAUCAUCGUCCUCGCCGUACUUGGCUGCAUGGUCGACAACGUCUCGUUCUUCGACUUUCCCGACUGGAAUAAUGCACGAAGGAUAAUCCACCAAGUUCCACAAUGCCAGUCCGACUGCUGACCAACAAUCAAUUGGAGGUGCAGUGUAUGGUGCAAGUGGAUUGAGGAUUGCGUCGAGUUUGCUCUCGAGCCAGAGAUCUCGGUAUGCAGUCUCGGCCUCUUCGCGGGCAACAUUCCACGCGAACAAGUCAUGCAAUGAUUUGGCUGGCAUCGACACUAAACCGAUACGCUUGACAGACUCCACGAGGGGUUCAUCGGCCGCCGCGAUGUAAUCCAGGACAGUCUGUGAUCGUCAGCUUCGAUCAGGGAAAUAUUCGAUCCUGACUAACCUUGCAUCCUUCCAGAGAAUAAGACGUCCAAGCUGUGCCAAUGUCUCUUGCAACGUUCGGCAAUCUGAUGUCCACCAGCCUCAUUCCUGCUUUCUCGAGCUUUUCCUUUGCUUCUGACAGUGCCCGUCUCAUCGGUGGUGUCGCCGUCAGCAUCCCAUCGUCCUCGACAACACCAAUCCUCAAUCUUCCUUCGUUGGGCGCCUUGAGUCCUCGCCACGGAAUAUGCAAACAAUUUACAUCGAGCUUCCACGGGUCAUGGCUCAUGAUCGUCUUCAUGAUCAACUCACAACUCCUCAUACUCGUCGCCAACGGUCCCGCAACUGGCAAAAUUCCCGCAUGUCCCGGCGCCGCGGGGUUCUGUUGUCCAGCAUACGGCACAAUUCGCUCGGAUGGCUUGAAACCAUACACGCCACAACAAUGGGCUGGGAUACGGAUACUCCCUGCGAUAUCGGUGCCAAUCCCGACGAUACUCCCACGCAUUGCGAUCAGCGCUGCUUCACCACCUGAACUUCCGCCGGCAGUGAGCCGCUUGUUAUGGGGGUUCAGAGUUCGACCGAACGCAUUGUUGUCCGAGUCAGCUGUCAUCAUGGUCUGCGGGACAUUGGUCUUGCAGUAGAAUACGGCACCCAGGUCGAGUAGGAGUUUGGGCAGGGCGGAAUAGCUUUUGCAUGGCUUCUCAGCGAAGUGAAUCAGGCCGAUCGUCGAAUCCAAACCGGGGAUCUGGAAACAGUCUUUCAAGGAAAUUGGAAGACCCCAGAGUGGUGGGAGGGGAGUGUUGGGAUCGGCAGCGCGGUCGACGUCCAGCUGUCGGGCACGUUGGAUGGCGGGUGUGAAGAAGAUUUCCGUUAGGCAGUUCGUCUGCAUUAGGAGUGAGCAGGGGUGGGAAACAAGGGUUAGGCGGCUGGUGAUGCCUUACGACUUGUUGAGCGAUUGUGGCUCGCUUGCAGAAUGCUGUGACCACUUCUUCGGCGGUGUAGCCGCCUUCAACGAGACCCUUCCUGAGCAUGUCGAGCAGUGACACUGCGUCGUGGGUGCCGGUGAUUUCGAGUUCACGAGCCGUCAGCAUCCCACAUUCAAUGGGAAUGUUGAUGACGUUGGCUAAAGGACUGGAAGUAUACAACUCGAGAACGGCUUGGGGGACGAGCCAUUCUUUGGGAAGGAGAUGUGAUCGUGCGUCUUGUUUGCGUUGGGCGAUGACUGGCCAGGGGUCCCGAGGGAUGGUAGGUAAUACGGCACUCGUGUUCGCCAUGACUUCAGGGGUUCUAGAGAAUGCUACCUUACUCUUAGAGAUCGAUUGACUCAUGCAGUUGGCCUGGGAUCAUUGCAACAUGUAUAU
Molecule: messenger RNA, 3266 nt
Organism: Exophiala xenobiotica
Lineage: Eukaryota; Fungi; Ascomycota; Eurotiomycetes; Chaetothyriales; Herpotrichiellaceae
Exons: 2
Coding region: 53-1339 (428 amino acids)
Biological process (GO): lipid droplet organization; lipid storage
Cellular component (GO): endoplasmic reticulum membrane
Source: RefSeq, a predicted model, not a curated record